This is a messenger RNA of Belonocnema kinseyi, 1641 nucleotides long. RefSeq names its product Golgi pH regulator (gene GPHR). Gene Ontology annotation, molecular function: voltage-gated monoatomic anion channel activity. The transcript is spliced from 8 exons. Gene Ontology annotation, cellular component: Golgi cisterna membrane. The record is from RefSeq and is a predicted model, not a curated record. Lineage: Eukaryota; Metazoa; Arthropoda; Insecta; Hymenoptera; Cynipidae. The coding region runs from base 102 to 1457 and encodes 451 amino acids. Gene Ontology annotation, biological process: intracellular pH reduction.
GAUCUGAAAAUUCAGCAAACUGUCAUAUGAAGUAAUUAUAGAAUAAUUGAAAAAAUGGCUGUAUUCUCAUCAAAUACUAAAGUAGAAAGCAGUUCAUAAAAAUGGGGUUUUUAGAGGACACGUUUGUUAUUCUUGUUACGCAGGUGCUCUUUUUCCUAGGAGGAUGGGUUUUCUUCGUAAAAAAAUUAUUUCGAGACUACGAGGUGCAUCAUAGAUUGGUGCAACUAAUUUUUUCAACCACGUUUUCUUUAUCAUGUACAAUGUUCGAAUUGAUUAUAUUCGAAAUAGUCGGAGUUUUGGAUUCUAGCUCUAGAUAUUUCCACUGGAAUGUUGGACUCUACAUGCUCCUUUUUAUGGUGAUAGUUUUGAUACCAUUUUAUAUCGCAUAUUUUAUUAUCAGCAAUGUUAGAUUUGUAAGGCUGAAUUUGAUAAGGCCACUAACGAUAUUAGUGUACCUAUUCUUCCUCUAUUUAUUUUGGAAAGCGGGCGAUCCGUUUCCAAUUCUGAGUCCAAAGAAAGGACUGUUAUCGAUAGAACAAGGAGUAAGUCGCAUUGGCGUAAUUGGCGUGACAGUAAUGGCUUUACUCUCAGGAUUUGGUGCCGUAAAUUAUCCUUAUUCUUCCAUGGCUUAUUUUAUGCGUCCAGUGACAAUUGCUGACGUUCAAGCAAUCGAGAGGCGACUUUUGCAAACAAUGGACAUGAUUAUCGCAAAGAAAAAAAGAAUUGCAUUGGCAAAAAAGGGCCAAGUCGGGGACCCAACCGAGGGUCGAUCUCGUCUUUGGGGGAUGUUGCCACUAGGUGGCUUGACAGGAAACCAAGAAAAUAUGAAACAACUGCAACAAGAGGUUUCUGGUUCUGAGGAAUUAUCGCGUCAACUCUUUUUAGAAGCUCACGACAUUCAAAAUGCGAGAGAACGAUUAGAGUGGGCGGCGACCUGGCAAGGAAAAUAUUUCAAUUUCCUUGGAUACUUUUUCUCCAUUUACUGCAUGUGGAAAAUUUUUAUCUCGAUAAUAAAUAUAGUUUUUGACCGUGUGGGUAAAAAAGAUCCAGUAACUAGAGGAAUGGAAAUAGCAGUUCACUGGAUUGGUUUCAAUAUCGAUGUUACUUUCUGGUCUCAACACAUAUCGUUUUAUCUUGUGGGGUGUAUUGUCGUCACUUCCAUCAGAGGAUUGUUACUAACUUUAACAAAGUUUUUCUACGCGAUAUCAAGCAGCAAAUCCUCGAAUAUUAUAGUUUUGAUGCUCGCUCAAAUAAUGGGAAUGUAUUUCGUAUCCUCCGUACUUUUGAUGCGAAUGAAUAUGCCAGCCGAGUAUCGAAUCAUCAUAACCCAAGUGCUAGGCGAUCUUCAAUUUAAUUUUUAUCACCGAUGGUUCGACGUCAUAUUUUUAGUAUCUGCAUUGUCUUCUAUAUUAUUUUUGUACUUGGCACAUAAGCAAGCACCGACUGAACGAACGUGAUUGAAAAUUAAAUAUUUUUUUUCCAAAACGAAUUUUUUUUAUUAACGUAUUUGCAUUUUCACAAUUGCGUACAUUCCAAUCGUAAUAUUUUUAACUGCCUUUAGACGAAAAUGAUGAAAGAUCGAUUUUGAAUGAAAGCGGAGAGUCAGCCCUGUUGAUGACACUGAACUUUUUAAAGCUGAAA